This is a messenger RNA of Engraulis encrasicolus (European anchovy), 4094 nucleotides long. RefSeq lists its product as uncharacterized. The transcript is spliced from 10 exons. Lineage: Eukaryota; Metazoa; Chordata; Actinopteri; Clupeiformes; Engraulidae. Bases 50 to 3958 code for a protein of 1302 amino acids. The record is from RefSeq and is a predicted model, not a curated record.
AUAUAUAUAUAUAUCCAAAUACAGUAACCUCCCAAAAUCCAAGCAGGCCAUGAACAAGAAACAGCGUGACCGCAUGGCCAGGAAACGUCAACUGCUUGACUGUAGUAAGGCAAGUCGUGGCCCUGCACAGGAACAGCCGAGAGCAGCCAUCACCAACACAGUCAACCCAGUGGGCCUUCGUCAGCAGUACCCGACUGACAGCGGUGAAGGGACCCCAACAAGACGGUUUGUGAUGUUCACACUGUGUCGCUGCUGUGCUAAACGGCUUCUUAAGAGAGGCAGCACAAUACAGAGAGAAGAGGAGAGGCUGAGGGAACUCAGACUACUGGUGGAGGAGAAGAACGUGAUGGAGCUGCAGAGAAGGCUAGACCAGGCUGCAAGGAAAAAUGAGAGCAGACAGAGAGAGGAAUUGCUGCAAGAGGAAGUGCAGGACAAAUGUGAUGCUCAGCUGAGCUGGGGGCUGACAAAGCAAGGGAUGAAGAACGAAUUCAAGAGGCUCAAAAAGCUGGAGAAGAGUCUUUCUCUCCAGAUUCACAGACUGCAACAGAGGGAGGGCAUGCCUGCACCAUGGACCAUCAACAGCACUGAUGAUGAUAAUGAUGAGAGAGCGGAGGAGGAAUUGACCGAAUCUAUGGAAGGUCGGGUACAAUCAGCACGCCGGGCUGACACCCACCCCUUUAGCCAAAUCCUGUCUGAUGGUACACAGGAUAAUGACCGCACUUUCAGUGUUGCGAGUCCACGUACCUCCAAAGGCAGAAAGGGUGGUCAGUCAGGCCGUGCACGUGCCUAUUCCGAAAUCCCGAAGGCACCAGAAUACAGUAACCUCCCAAAAUCCAAGCAGGCCAUGAACAAGAAACAGCGUGACCGCAUGGCCAGGAAACGUCAACUGCUUGACUGUAGUAAGGCAAGUCGUGGCCCUGCACAGGAACAGCCGAGAGCAGCCAUCACCAACACAGUCAACCCAGUGGGCCUUCCUCAGCAGUACCCGACUGACAGCGGUGAAGGGACCCCAACAAGACGGUUUGUGAUGUUCACACUGUGUCGCUGCUGUGCUAAACGGCUUCUUAGGAGAGGCAGCACAAUACAGAGAGAAGAGGAGAGGCUGAGGGAGCUCAGACUACUGGUGGAGGAGAAGAACGUGAUGGAGCUGCAGAGAAGGCUAGACCAGGCUGCAAGGAAAAAUGAGAGCAGACAGAGAGAGGAAUUGCUGCAAGAGGAAGUGCAGGACAAAUGUGAUGCUCAGCUGAGCUGGGGGCUGACAAAGCAAGGGAUGAAGAACGAAUUCAAGAGGCUCAAAAAGCUGGAGAAGAGUCUUUCUCUCCAGAUCCACAGACUGCAACAGAGGGAGGGCAUGUCUGCACCAUGGACCAUCAGCAGCACUGAUGAUGAUAAUGAUGAGAGAGCGGAGGAGGAAUUGACCCAAUCUAUGGAAGGUCGGGUACAAUCAGCACGCCGGGCUGACACCCACCCCUUUAGCCAAAUCCUGUCUGAUGGUACACAGGAUAAUGACCGCACUUUCAGUGUUGCGAGUCCACGUACCUUCAGGAAAGGCAGAAAGGGUGGUCAGUCAGGCCGUGCACGUGCCUAUUCCGAAAUCCCGAAGGCACCAGAAUACAGUAACCUCCCAAAAUCCAAGCAGGCCAUGAACAAGAAACAGCGUGACCGCAUGGCCAGGAAACGUCAACUGCUUGACUGUAGUAAGGCAAGUCGUGGCCCUGCACAGGAACAGCCGAGAGCAGCCAUCACCAACACAGUCAACCCAGUGGGCCUUCCUCAGCAGUACCCGACUGACAGCGGUGAAGGGACCCCAACAAGACGGUUUGUGAUGUUCACACUGUGUCGCUGCUGUGCUAAACGGCUUCUUAGGAGAGGCAGCACAAUACAGAGAGAAGAGGAGAGGCUGAGGGAACUCAGACUACUGGUGGAGGAGAAGAACGUGAUGGAGCUGCAGAGAAGGCUAGACCAGGCUGCAAGGAAAAAUGAGAGCAGACAGAGAGAGGAAUUGCUGCAAGAGGAAGUGCAGGACAAAUGUGAUGCUCAGCUGAGCUGGGGGCUGACAAAGCAAGGGAUGAAGAACGAAUUCAAGAGGCUCAAAAAGCUGGAGAAGAGUCUUUCUCUCCAGAUUCACAGACUGCAACAGAGGGAGGGCAUGCCUGCACCAUGGACCAUCAACAGCACUGAUGAUGAUAAUGAUGAGAGAGCGGAGGAGGAAUUGACCGAAUCUAUAGAAGGUCGGGUACAAUCAGCACGCCGGGCUGACACUCACCCCUUUAGACAAAUCCUGUCUGAUGGUACACAGGAUAAUGACCGCACUUUCAGUGUUGCGAGUCCACCUUCCUCCAAAGGCAGAAAGGGCGGUCAGUCAGGCCGUGCACGUACCUAUUCCGAAAUCCCGAAGGCACCAGAAUACAGUAACCUCCCAAAAUCCAAGCAGGCCAUGAACAAGAAACAGCGUGACCGCAUGGCCAGGAAACGUCAACUGCUUGGCUGUAGUAAGGCAAGUCGUGGCCCUGCACAGGAACAGCCGAGAGCAGCCAUCACCAACACAGUCUACCCAGUGGGCCUUCCUCAGCAAUACCCGACUGACAUCGGUGAAGGGACCCCAACACGCCGGUUUGUCAUGUUCAGACUGUGUCGCUGCUGUGCUAAACGGCUUCUUAAGAGAGGCAGCACAAGACAGAGAGAAGAGGAGAGACUGAGGGAGCUCAGACUACUGGUGGAGGAGAAGAACGUGAUGGAGCUGCAGAGAAGGCUAGACCAGGCUGCAAGGAAAUAUGAGAGCAGACAGAGAGAGGAAUUGCUGCAAGAGGAAGUGCAGGACAAAUGUGAUGCUCAGCUGAGCUGGGGGCUGACAAAGCAAGGGAUGAAGAAGGAAUUUAAGAGGCUCCAAAAGCUGGAGAAGACUCUUUCUCUCCAGAUUCACAGACUGCAACAGAGGGAGGGCAUGCCUGCACCAUGGACCAUCAACAGCACUGAUGAUGAUAAUGAUGAGAGAGCGGAGGAGGAAUUAGUAAGGCUGAUAAAAGAACAGCAGCAAAAAUCUAACACAAAGACAAAUGAGUGCACAGAAACAACAGCUGGUCCACACAAGCUUUGCAGCCAAACUAUUCAGAGAGAAGAAGAGCAAUUGAAAGAUGAAUGCCCUGAUGUAGAGCAAGAGCCACAGAGACAACCCAAUGGAGAGAGCACUAUGAAACAGCAAUUGGAGAAUGCAGUGCAGAGGGCAGAAAAUAAGCAUCAGACCGAAUCUAUGGAAGAUCAGGUACAAUCAGCACGCCGGGCUGACACCCACCCCUUUAGCCAAAUCCUCUCAUUCUCAGCUCACAAAGAUGAUGAACAAAAUGCCAUGAAACAGGGGGAGGCCAGGGAAGACACCACAGAAGACCAAGCAACCCACAACAGCAACAGUCCUUCUGUGGUGCCUAUUUGUCCUUCACUGGGUGCUGAUGCUGACAACCUAUGGCAUGACACAAAGGACCAGGGGACCCUGGAAAAAAGUCCCUCUCUGGUGAACCUCUUGGCCUGCUGUUCAGAUGCCAGUGGUGGUGAAGACGGAGAUGGCAGAUCCGAGACCGCCUCAUUAUCACAGCAUGAAACAGCUGAUGUGGAUUAUGAGAACGUGAAUGACAAGAGUGUGAGGAGGAGGGUCCUUAAAUGGAUCAACAGGAAGGCAAAGGACUACCUCAGCAAGAAGAUCGAAAAGACAUUCAAGAGAGAGGAGGAGGAGGGGGACGAGCUAUACACACCAUGGUACUGUACAAAUAUUCAGUGGAGAUCAGAGAGGGAGCAGGAGAAGAGGAAGGCGUUGUUGAGGGCUGAGGAUAUGCGGCAGCGCCUAGAGAGUUUCUUGCUGAAAUGGGAGGCCAAACGGGCCCAGAAGAGGGCUCAAAGGAUGGAGAAAGAGGAGAGCUUUGACAGGGAAACCCAAGACUUGUGGUUCUGUGAGGACCUUCUGUAAAGAGGGAUUGUCAGUGGUGCAUUUGGCUUACGCUGGAAGAAGACGAAGAACAUUUUGAAGGCAGUGGGGCAAAAAACAACAACUUAUCUUUUAUUUUAUUAUUAUGAUUAUUUUUUAUUUUUGUCAGGCAUUAUUU